UUUAUAUUCGACUUGGAUUUUGGUCAGUAGCUAUAUCAACAAAGCAACCUGGUGCAUCGCUGAAAAUGGCCGUCAUUCAUGUGAUUGCUGAGAUGUUAUUGGUGUUAAUCAUCACGUCGAUGGUUUUUUCGUCAUCUGCAUCUACAUCACUGUGGAGAGGGGACCAAUGUGUUUCCUUUCGAUACAUCGGAAGAGAACACUGCGAUGUAGCAGGUGUUCUCUUAGGAAACGCCACUAUUUCGGAAGAUGAAUCCCUCGUCACCUUUUCCGGUUUUGACCGUUGUAUUGCGUACCGGUUCAUUCCGUGCCGGGACGGCUGGAAGACAUGGUAUCCGGUCUACGACAACAGCAGCUCGAAACAAGUCAGCGAGUGCGAGAACACAACGGUCAUGGACACCAUUAAUCAUCACCUACACCAUCGCAGACAAAUGGAGAAAAUGGGAAAUGAUUUCAACCGCGAAAAGAAAUUCUGGCUGGAUUACAUGGUCUCCGUUUGGGACGAGAGGACCAUCGACGAAAACGCCGAAAAGGCCAAAGCCAUCCGGGAUCGAAUGCAGGACUACAUUCGCUAUUCGGUGGCCCGUUUGGGUCUCCGCGAAUUGGUCGACGUGCCAAAACUGAGGGCAGAUUUUGGCACCGUUUACAACGACAUUCUAACGAUCCCGUAUCCCAUCAACGUCCCGGCGUGUCCCUUACACGUGACAUCGACGUCCAGUGUGCCCAGUUUGUUCGUGGUUGUGACCGGCGUCGCGACCAACAACAACCAGAAGAAACGGGACGACAUUCGAGCCAUUUUCAAGAAGGAAAUCACAACCCUGAAGCCGAAUCUCUUCAGUUCCAUCAAUUUCGGAUUCUUCCUGGGCAAACCUGGAGAUUCUGGCAACCAAAGUCUCAUCCAACAGGAGAGCGACAAGAAUAAAGAUGUCGUCCAAAUGGACAUAAUCGAUUCUGGCCGAAAUGGGUCAUUGAAAUUGGCCGCCAUUUUCAACUGGGUCCGGCUCUACUGCGACAAAGUGGACGUCAUUUUCAUGAUCAACGAGAAUUACGAAAAAGUCACGUUGAAGAAACUCGGCUCGACUUUGACCGAAAAGGAUAUUUCCAACACUUUUGUCUACGGCGUCAGGGGACAAACUAACCCGUAUGAUCGAGGAGGAGAGGGAUGGGGAAGGAGGAGGAUUACAAAGGAAGAAUUUCCCUGGAAAACUUUCCCUUCGUAUUUCAACGGAUUGGCUUAUUUCAUCACCGGCAAUAUGAUCGUUCCGUUAAUGGCUGCCUUCCAGACCGUUCCGAUGAUUCCGUUGGAGGACGUUUAUUUAGGCAUUUGCAUCAUUAAAGCCGACAUGAAGAGAUACACUUACUGCGGAAGUGACAUCAACUCCAAUUAUUGUUUUUAAAAAAUAAAUUACGACACUGCUGGCAUUUCCCAUUGAUUUUGAAUGACUAUCUAAAAUUUUUUUAGUUUCUAGUAGCUAGAUUUAGGAAAUAUUACAUCCAACAUUAAGCUGUAAUUUGAUAGUUUGAAUUCUAACUCGAUGUUACGACAUUAAUUGGACGUGACGUGACCAUUCCAUAUUUCCAUAAUACAUUGCUGGGAAAUGCCGUCAGCGAUCGAUCAUGUUUCCAUCAAACAAGAGCUAGCCUACUGGUUGUUUGUCACUUUCUCAAUUCGAAACGAAAAUGAUUCGACACGUCAUCAGUUUCUUUUUUAAAUAAUAAUAGCCUUUUAUAAGUUGAUUGAUUGAAUUUGAUUCAAAACAGUAGGGGAAAAAAAUACUACCGGAAAAUGCCAUUUAAUUAAAACCAACGUGAAACAGAGAGAUCGCGUGGAACGGCCACAGCAAACGUUUUAAACAAACACGAGCGAGGAGUUAACUUUCUUUAUUAUGAUCCCCUGUGCGUGUGCCAAGCUCAAAUUUCUAGACAUCAUUGGCCCAGCUCAAACUCUCACGUGUCAUUUUCUUUUUGUCUUGGUAAUUUGUAAUUUUUCACUCCCGCGUUCGACGGGAUAAAAAGACGACAAUACACACACUUCAGCACCUUCGCUUCUAUAUAUAUUGUCACGCCAUUUCCGUCCGUGAAGAAAACCCCGCCCUUGGCAAUCGUUAAUGACGCGCUAAUUUGGAUCCGAUUCCGUUUGGUUUUUUUGGCGGCAGCGGAAAAUGGCAAAUAACUGACAGGAAUUUUUCACAAUCCACAAAUGAAAUUUAUCAAAAGUUGUAUGGUCAUUGUCGGGUUUCCUCGGCGUGACAUUUUCUUGACUGGACCCUUUUACAUCGAAAAAGAAAAAAAAACAAAUGUUGUUGUUGACAACUUAGCAACCGGAAAAGCUUUACUUGCAAAUUACUCGCAAGCUUAUUGCAAAGCUCUUUUUCUCUUUUAUCUGCAUAGUGUCAUCUCUGAAUCCCAGAUGGUGUUGUAAAUUAACUUGCAAGAACAACACUAGAUGGAGCUGUUUUAGACAAUUGCGUCGUCUGCUUUAUUUAUCUGCUUCUUCUCGUAAUCUCGUGAAAUCGUGACUUUUUUACUGAAAGUCACAGUUAAUUAUAGAUUCCAAUAAGUAUUUCCAAGUUUAAAAAAGGAAGUAAAGAUAAAGGACCAUGUUGAAACCACAAAAAAAAGCCCACCGGGAACACCGUGCUGGGCGUAAAGCGGACAAGAAAAAGUCAAAGAUCCGCACGUUUAAGAAAUGGAUGCCCGUCAGAGUAACCCCCAAAGCUUUCGCUAUCCGGUCAGGCCUAAGAUUUGGAAACAAAAAAGCAGCAUAUUCUAUUAGCGGUCCCAAGGGCCAAGACUGGACUCUCCUAGAACCUCCAUCGAUCAUGGUAGCCAAGCCAGCAAUAAUAACAAACUUUAAACGGCAGGGGCACGUCAUCAUCGUCAAGGGUAAAAAAUGAAAGGUACUUACUAUUACUGGACUCUAGGAGGUAAUAUAUAAGAAUGAAGAGGGGUGUAGUCUGUUCUCAGGCGUGCUGUUUGUGUCUGAAACAACCAUUUGAUUUGAUGUGCUGGGUUAUUCCCAUAACAGAAAUCGACAGCUGCUGGGAAAAUUCAGCACAUGCACCAUUGAAACAAAGAAAUGUGCUGUGAUGGGUUAUUCCCAGCAUAGUCAUUUGUUAUUGCUGCUAUUUGAGAUUUGAGAAAUAGUAUUAUACAACCAAAGCAUCGUAUAAAUAGAUAUAGCUUGAGGGGCUAAAGGUUUCCAGACAGAGAAUCUAUAGCCUAUUAUUUUAUCACUAGGCUAUGUUGCAAACUUUUUUGGGAAAUUCCAAUGGCAAUUUAAGGACUUUCUUUUGCAAAAGGUUGCUAUUGUACAAAUAGAAAAGGAUGUUCAAGUUGAAAUUUUAUUGGUCCAUUAUAUGGCGGAUGGAGAGGCGGAUGGUGCGUGUCUGUGUCUGGUUUUUCGUUAUUAAUGAUGCGCAAUUCACUUUUUGGUUUCUUUUUCCACGAUUAUAUCUAAUAACUCUAUUUUUGAACCAGAUAGGCUACCAGCAAAGGCGGAAAUAUUUUCGCCGCCAUUUUCCGCAAAAGCUUUGCGACAUUCGGACUUUUCAUAUUGCUAUUGCACAAGACAAAUUUUAUAUUGCCUCGAAAGAUAUUGUUGUUGUAUAAAACAUAUAAGAGAAAUAAACUAUGUUCAAUGCCA
Molecule: messenger RNA, 3643 nt
Organism: Daphnia pulicaria
Lineage: Eukaryota; Metazoa; Arthropoda; Branchiopoda; Diplostraca; Daphniidae
Exons: 6
Coding region: 66-1394 (442 amino acids)
Cellular component (GO): membrane
Molecular function (GO): hexosyltransferase activity
Source: RefSeq, a predicted model, not a curated record